UUUGAAGUUGCUCCUUGAGAUUCAAAUGAGCUGUAGACAUCGCUGAGUACAAAGUAGUGGAAUAUGCAAAUUCUAUAUAUUGCGUGCCAUUUUCUUUCCUUUGAAAUAGAAUCGAUCGUUGACUUUUAAUCUUUUCUUUUCUGCACAACUACUGAUCGCUGCUUUGAUAAAAUUGGGCCGUCAACAGGAACCAAAGUGAUAAUUAUUCAUACUUAUCAUAAAAAGCUUGAUUAAUUUCUGUGGAAAAGGAAACUUCAUGUCGUCGAACGUAUAUUUGCACACCUUGCCAAAACAGAGGCGUUUCCAAGCUACAGAAUUUAAACAGCAGGGCAUUUUAGAGUGCGCAGUGCCUAUAUGUUUGAUAUUUGGCGAAAUUAGCGUCGCAGUCGAUUGGAAACACGACAGUAAAGACGAUGCGGAGAAACGGAACGAUUGAUAUAAAGGUUCAUUCAUCUGACGAAAGCAGUAGCAUCUUCAUGGAUGAAACUUCAUCACAGACUGAUAUGGAACGAAUGGAAAACCCUUUCCGAAAUUUACAUCCUAAAAUAUAUUACAGACAUAAAAACGCGGAACCCAAGAGAGCGAUCAUUGAUAACAAGAGGGAAAUUAAAAUGGACCUCAAAUCAAGACCCCUGUUGAGUGUAAAUGUAAAGACGGAUCAGUCAACUAAACACUCGAAUUUAUUUGAUGAUUGUUCAGCUGAAAAAGCAACGAGAAGAGAGCAACAUGACAAUUUUGCAAAGGGGCUUCUAAAUAAAGAAACGUACUUGAGAGACCAGGAUACUGCUGCAAACUUGAAUCAAAGAAACAGUUACUUGUCAGACGACUCAUAUAAUGGAGAGAAACUUGUCUUUCCAUUAAUUGUCUUCCCAAGCGCCGCAAAAGACAAUAGGCAAUUGACGACUGAUUUUGUACCUCCUAACAAAAGUAAUAAAGUACUCUUUCCGUCGAUAAAGGAAGUGCCAAGCUUUAUCCCGUUCGUACACGAGGAAGAAAAGAGGAAAGGAAGAAGAUGGCGCAAGAGAAAUAGAGUUGCCCAAACCGAGAGGGUCUGCGAACAGGGCGCCGAUGAAUCAUGGUUGAAUACCUAUGCUGCGUACCCUGGUAGUUCACCAGCAAGAGAAAACAUUGCUAGUCAAAUUAUCCAGCGAAAAUCGUCCAAUUUCAGUAGCACGAUGCCAGAUAUAUUCAGUUCGAGAAACUUAGUGACUUCACAAAGACAAUCUGCUUGGACGUAUCGUCACGCUCACGAUACUAAAGAAAGAGACUAUAUGAUAGUUAAGGCAAAAAUCCAUCGAUCAUCUUUCCUUUAAUUUCAUUGUUACUGAGAAAAAUGAUUAAACCUUGAUUUGAUUUCCCCUUUAAGUCGGUGGACAGACGAAUAGAAUGAAUAAAGUUCGUCAUCCAGGAACUGUA
Molecule: messenger RNA, 1416 nt
Organism: Orbicella faveolata
Lineage: Eukaryota; Metazoa; Cnidaria; Anthozoa; Scleractinia; Merulinidae
Source: RefSeq, a predicted model, not a curated record